GGUUGUUAUCUUUUAUUUUGUUCUUCACCAUGCCUGAACCAGUCAAAUCUGCUCCAGUCCCUAAGAAGGGCUCCAAGAAGGCCAUUAACAAGGCUCAGAAGAAGGAUGGAAAGAAGCGCAAACGCAGCCGCAAGGAGAGCUACUCUGUGUAUGUGUACAAGGUGCUGAAGCAGGUCCACCCCGACACCGGCAUCUCCUCCAAGGCUAUGGGGAUCAUGAACUCCUUCGUCAACGACAUCUUUGAGCGUAUCGCCGGAGAAGCGUCACGCCUGGCGCAUUACAACAAACGCUCGACCAUCACUUCGAGGGAGAUCCAGACGGCCGUGCGCCUACUACUGCCCGGGGAAUUGGCCAAACACGCCGUGUCCGAGGGCACCAAGGCUGUCACCAAGUAUACCAGCUCCAAGUGAGCCUCUGGCUGCAGUCACAGGUCCGCCCUGACCCACACCCCAAAGGCUCUUUUCAGAGCCGUCCACGUUUCUCAAGAAAGAGCCAGUUCACUGUCUCCCGUUAGGUACCCUUUGGGACUCGCUUCGUACAUAAAAAUGUACGUAUACAUGUGUUCUGUUUGUUUGUUUUUUCUUUGAGGUGUAGUCUCACUUUGUUGCCCACCCUGGAGUGCAAUGGCACGAUCUCGGUUCCCUGCAAUCUCCACCUUCCGGGUUCAAGCGAUUCUUCUGCCUCAGCCUCUCGAGUAGCUGGGACCACAGGCGUGUGGCACCAGGCCCUGCUAACUUUUGUAUUUAUAGUAGAUACGGGGUUUCACCAUGUUGGCCAGACUGGUCUCGAACUCCUGACCUUAGGUGAUCCACUUGCCUUGGCCUCCCAAAGUGUUGGGAUCACAGGUGUGAGCCACUGCGCCCGGCCCAAAAUAUUUUAAAGAGGAUUAUUAGCAAGUAUGAGUGACCGUGGCUUAGGGAAGAUAAAA
Molecule: messenger RNA, 928 nt
Organism: Symphalangus syndactylus (siamang)
Lineage: Eukaryota; Metazoa; Chordata; Mammalia; Primates; Hylobatidae
Product: histone H2B type 1-M
Cellular component (GO): nucleosome
Molecular function (GO): structural constituent of chromatin; DNA binding; protein heterodimerization activity
Source: RefSeq, a predicted model, not a curated record